UGUUAAUGUUACUCUUCUGCAAAAGAAUCCAUUGAGUACUCCAAAAUCUUAUUUAAUUCUUUGUUUGUUUAUUUCUUGGUACAAAUGUCUUUCAUAUCCUCUCUUGUUCUUGUUCUUUUAUGUUCUUCUCUCCAUGCAUGCAAUGCUAGAAAUUUUGGUGUGAUCAACAAGGAGGCUACAAAUAGAUUUUUCUUUACUACAGAGAACGAUGACAAGUUCAAUCUCGCUAAGGUUUCAAUUAAAUCUGACGUGAAAUCUUCGAUAUCAACAGCCAAAAAGGAAACCACAUUGAAGGAAAAGAAAGUAGAGGAAUACAAUCUCAAGACAAGUACUAAGAAGAGAGUAAUAGUACCAGGUGACACUCAAACUGAUCAGUCUAUGUCUUGGAGAAUGCCUCAUAAGAAAAGAGGACAAAAAGAUCCAGGAUUUAACUUGGAUUAUUUACCACCAAAGACCCAUCCCCCACUCCACAAUUGAUCGACUUCCGACUCUCGUGAAGUAAAUCGCGCGCCUACAUUCUGUCCAACAAGUCAAAAGAGAAUCAAUAGAUAUCCUUUCGGGAUUUAAUCAGGAAUCUGCUUGGGGACAAAAUUAAUCUAGAGGUG
Messenger RNA from Olea europaea var. sylvestris, 605 nucleotides. RefSeq lists its product as uncharacterized. The record is from RefSeq and is a predicted model, not a curated record. NCBI's taxonomy places the organism in Eukaryota, Viridiplantae, Streptophyta, Magnoliopsida, Lamiales, Oleaceae. Bases 85 to 477 code for a protein of 130 amino acids. The transcript is spliced from 2 exons.